This is a messenger RNA of Coniophora puteana RWD-64-598 SS2, 804 nucleotides long. Its product is annotated as NAD(P)-binding protein. The record is from RefSeq and is a predicted model, not a curated record. Gene Ontology annotation, molecular function: oxidoreductase activity, acting on the CH-OH group of donors, NAD or NADP as acceptor. The transcript is spliced from 8 exons. Bases 1 to 804 code for a protein of 267 amino acids. Lineage: Eukaryota; Fungi; Basidiomycota; Agaricomycetes; Boletales; Coniophoraceae.
AUGUCGGCAACUAAAGGCGUUGCACUUGUAACAGGCUGCGCCCAGGGCAUUGGGCGUGCCAUCGCGCUGCGGCUCGCCUCCGACGGAUUCCACCUCGGUCUUUGCGAUCUGCCUGCGAAACGAGAAGCCGUUGAGGAGCUGUCACUCGAGAUAUCUAGGACGCGCUCUCAUGCAGGCUCCGAUAUCCGGACCUGCAUCUCGCUCGGGGAUGUAAGCGCUGAACACGAGGUCCAGAAUGUGGUGGGGUCUGUGGUAGAAAGUUUGGGAGGAGUGAACGUGCUCGUCAACAGUGCUGGAAUUGCUCACGACAAGCCAUUUCAUGAAAUUACCGAACAAGAAUUUGACAGAGUCUUUGCUGUCAACACAAAGGGCACGUUUUUCUGUUACAAACACGCCGCUCAACGGAUGCUCAAGCAAGGAAGCGGGGGGCGUAUCAUCGGCAUUAGUUCUAUUGCAGGAAAGAGAGGAUUUGCCUUGGCCAGCACCUAUUCGGCUUCGAAGUUCGCUGUGCGCGGUUUGACGCAAUCGGUAGCGGCUGAGCUUGGAUCGCAUGGUAUUACCGUAAAUACCGUUGCGCCUGGGACCAUUGAUACUCCUUUGAUGAGAGAGUCCAUCGAAGAAUCGAUGAGGGUGACGGGGAACGAUGAGGGUCUCGUCAAGUCAUUGUCCACCCACUCGUCAGCGCUUGGUUGUCUUGGAAAGCCUUCAGAUGUUGCUGGGCUAGUUUCUUACCUCGCAUCUGCCGAGUCGCGCUUUAUUACUGGUCAAACCUUCGUGGUUGAUGGCGGGACCGUCUUUGAUUGA